Molecule: messenger RNA, 1107 nt
Organism: Suillus fuscotomentosus
Lineage: Eukaryota; Fungi; Basidiomycota; Agaricomycetes; Boletales; Suillaceae
Product: ribosomal protein L6
Exons: 4
Coding region: 230-805 (191 amino acids)
Biological process (GO): cytoplasmic translation
Cellular component (GO): ribosome; cytosolic large ribosomal subunit
Molecular function (GO): rRNA binding; structural constituent of ribosome
Source: RefSeq, a predicted model, not a curated record
CUUCCGUCCACCCCCCGAACAUACACAGCCGCCCACCGACCUCAAGAAAACCAACGAUCGCAAGGUGAGUUCGUCCUGAAUUCAGAUGCGACUGGGUCAACUUCCAGGGUGUUGGUAUCUAUGUUCCUGGAAGAAAUUUGGCGAGGAUUGGACCCCUGGAUGGUGAUGGAUUGACUACCCGCAUCGAGGAUGUCUCAAUAUCGAAUGAAGUAACUGACUUCGCACGUAGAUGCGGGACGUCCUCCAAACUGAAGAACUCGAGGUCCCUGAGGGUAUUACCAUUGAAAUCAAGUCACGCGUUAUCAAAGUCACUGGCCCACGGGGUACCCUUACGAAGAAUGUCCGUCACGUCGAUAUGGAUAUUCGGGUGUUGAAGACCAAGAAGAGCAGCAAGGUCACUCUCGCGGUGUGGCAAGGUGGGCGCAAGCAUGUCGCAUGUCUACGGACAAUCCGAAGCUUGAUUAACAAUAUGGUCAUUGGUGUGACUAAGGGCUUCCUCUACAAAAUGCGUGCUGUAUACGCCCAUUUUCCGAUCAAUGCUAUCAUCCAAGAUAGUGGAAACGCCAUCGAGAUCCGUAACUUCCUGGGAGAGAAAACUGUACGACACGUAAAGAUGCUCGGCGGAGUUAAUAUUUCAGAGUCCAAGGCUCAAAAAGACGAGCUUAUCCUCGAGGGUAAUGAUAUUGAGAAUGUUUCGCAAUCAGCCGCCUCCAUUCAGGGUGCUUGCCGCGUACGGAACAAGGAUAUCCGUAAAUUCUUGGAUGGUAUCUACGUAUCCGACCGCACGACCAUCACUCAGGAGUAGACGGGUUGUGGUUUGUAAGGGAAGCUGGGCAUUAUACAAAAUUCCAUGUCACGUAUGCAUUAAUCUCCAUCAACCCUAUGUUCUACGCAAGACAUUCUACUACUGAUCGAGACCUUUGCAAGAGUCGAAGACCAUCGAUAGGGUACAGAACAAACUCUGAUUUUUCAAACUACAUGAGAAUCCGAGGUGUCCUCUCGAUGAGCCACUCUACCUAUAUAUUCUACGAAGUCGACCAUGUAUCAAAAGAUAAGGAAGUGGCUUGGACCUACCUAUGACAUAGGAACACCCUGGAAGUAUUGGCC